AUGCUGAACAAGCUCCGGAUCAGGAUACGGGAAGUCGGCGAAGAGCCUAUGGUGGUUGAAUUAGAGAGACCCGGGGCUGAACACCCAGAAGAAGUUGAAGAAGCUGCUGACGAAGUCCAAGAAGAAAAUGUGGUCGAUGUCCAGGGCGAGGCAAGGAUUCCUAAUCCGCAUCCGACGUUCCAACAGCAGGUUAUCUAUGGUGCCGCUUUUAAAUUGCAUUUCGGGAUGAACAAAUCAAUCAAGAAAAUGAUGCAUGAUGCCCGCCAGCGCUUCGGUCACACCAAGUUCUUCUACUGCAACCCUUGCGACUCACGUCUGAGUGGAUCUAAGGCAGUCUGUGUGAAUCCUGAAUGUGCGAAUCCAAGGGUCGGUCCUCAAAUUGACCAGCUGUACUCAUUCUGA
Ostertagia ostertagi is the source of this 402-nucleotide messenger RNA. NCBI's taxonomy places the organism in Eukaryota, Metazoa, Nematoda, Chromadorea, Rhabditida, Trichostrongylidae. The record is from the annotation of a GenBank genome assembly.